This is a messenger RNA of Morchella sextelata, 1122 nucleotides long. RefSeq lists its product as uncharacterized. NCBI's taxonomy places the organism in Eukaryota, Fungi, Ascomycota, Pezizomycetes, Pezizales, Morchellaceae. The record is from RefSeq and is a predicted model, not a curated record. The coding region runs from base 1 to 1122 and encodes 373 amino acids. The transcript has a single exon.
AUGAAUAACCAAUUCCUCACACUGACCAGCCGUUACCUCUUCCCCGACGUCGAAUUAAAUCAAAGCGCAGUCCGUCUUGUUCUCGGCGACAUCUCCGCCUUCUUCACCUUCCUCCUUCUCGUCCACAGCGGCAUCUUCAUCUUCCAGAGAGUCCGGGGACCCGCCCAGAGUAGCCCCGCCUUCCGACCUUUCACCGCAGACGAAGCCGCACCAAUCCCACCACCCCUCCCAGUCGUACCACAUCGACCGGACACCUUCAUACCAAUUGUACCCGACGAGGACGAAGAUGAAGACCACGCUUGGGACUCCGCAUUCUACCGCGCUCAUAUCGGUGACCCUGGGAACUACUUCCUCGACUACUCAGUGGAGGCCACAGCUCCCCCCAGAAGUGACUCUUCUAGCAGUGACUCGGAUUUACCGCCGCCACCUGAGAGACCCGCGUUCACUAGGCUUGUGCAGGCGGGUGGUGUGUUUCGCGCGUUGAGGGGAAAUUCUACACGUGCCUCAGUGAGCUCGUAUACGACGGGUAGCGCAAGGAGUGCCACGGCGUGGCCGGAUUCUGGGCUUGCGCAGGAGACGUUUGAGGACCUGGAGAUGGAUAGGAUUGCGGCAACGCUGGUGGACUUGAGAGUGACGCCGGGAGAUGUGCUGGCGGCGCUGCAAUUGACGUAUCCGGAUUUGAGAAUAGCGCCAGUGGGCAUUGAACAGAGUGAUGGGAGUGAGGCUGAUGUGGAGAGUCUGAGUGUGGUACACGCGGACACGAUGGACGUUGACGUGCGUGUUACAGGGCUUGACCUUUCAGGUGUUGAAGAGAACGACCAGGUGGAGUUGGUGGAGAUUAUCAGAACUCUCUAUAGGUUGAAGUUGUUCGUUGACGGAAAACGUCAAUAUGAGAACAGUCGGUCUGGUUCCGGCGGUGAAGAGGAGAAUCGUGCGUCUGCUUCUCAUCUUAAAGCGAGGAAUAGUGGGUCUAAUUCGAACAACCAUAAGCGGGAUCGUCAACCUGGCUCGGGUGGAGAGGAGGGAAGUAGAGGGUCUGGUUCGGGCGGUAGUCAGGUACCUGCUCCUUCUGAAUGGAGUACUAAUAUUGAUGAAUUGUUUAUGUUGGCUUACAAUGGAUGA